GUCGGCCCCGGAUUCGUUGUCUGAUAUCAAAACAGGGCACGAGAAGCAGUCCUGAUCUUCCCCCAUCUGGGAGUUUUACGAGAUUGAGUGGGAAUGGCAACAUCCAGCGCAACGACGCCCACAGCUUCUUCACGAGACCCGGCCGCCCGGUGCCAAGCCGUGGACAUGUCAACAUCGUUGCCCCCGCAGAUCCCCCGCAUGACUGCAUAGGGCUGAUUUCGACGCUAGCUGCCCACGGCCGACCUUGGCGAGCACGACCCAUGAGAGCACUAUACGACGUAUAGUGGGUGGAAUUUCAAAGGACACUGCAGGCAGCGAUGGCAUCAUGAUGGAGGCCAGACCAUGUGAGUCCCGUGAUCGUGUUCGCCAUUGUGACUGGACAUCGUGCAACAGUCACCCUUCUCCUUCCUGAAGCUGUUCGCGUUCUUGGGAACGCAACCAAUUCUCUGGGCAAGCCUAACCAUAGCCGAAGGAGGACGUAUAGGACGUCUAGCUGAGUUCCCCGACGACGCUCAGGCUAAACAUAGCGCAGAUUUCACGCGCAGAAUGAGGGUAUUCAGUCGGUCAUCUGACUGGGUCCCAAUUCCGACUAGAGAGCAGCCCACGCGGCGCGCGGCUCUUCUGUGCGCGAACGCUCCCACAGGAAUCACGGCCGUGCCAACGUGCCACUGUCACGCCUCGUUCGCCCGGCAUUCGAUCAAUGUCGCGACGCUCACCAAAGCGUUCUCGCGGGGCGUCUCGUGGCCCGUCCCCCGCAUGGCAGCGCUCGAAAUGGACUAAGACUGCGACCCGUCUCCUGAUCAUCCUGUUUCGAUGCCGGUGGGGCUGCCCCGCGCGCAAGAAUAUUCCCGCGGGAACGGGUAAGCGGAAAGACUCGAGAAACACAUGCUGCGCGCUGUGCGGUAUAAAUGCUGCAGGGAGAGGCAGCUGGGAGAGCAGUAGUAGCUCUCUCACUCUACUUUGCUUGACUCGAUCCAGCCCAGCAGCCAUGGUCCAAUUCACCCGUGCACUCUUCAUAUUUGGUCUCGCCGCGGCGGUGUUGGCGAACCCGACGCCGACGAUCAAGAAGCGGACCGUCGCGGCUGUCGAAUCUGACAUCGCCACCAUCUCGUCGCAGGUUAACACGCUCGACACGGACGUCAAAGCGUUCCCCACCUCGGGGGGAACUCUUCUCCAGGCCCUGACGAUCCACUCGGCUGCGACUACCCUCGGGACGACGCUCACCAAGUCAAACACGGAUGCCGCUGGUUUGACUUUCUCCGAGAGCGACGCGUCCACGAUCCUCAGCAGCGUCCAGGCGUUCGAGCCCACGAUCCUCGACGCUCUGAGCGGCAUCGUCGCCCGUAAAGCCGCUUUCAAUGCGCUCCCCGUCGGUGGAAUCCCCGCUCUGGUCCUGCAGGAUCUCAAGAACCUCAACGCGAGCACGAUCGCCUUCGCGAAUGCCCUUAUCGCGGCCGCCCCGGCCGACAUCAAGGCCACUGCGACCGCCCUCGAGCAGAGCAUCGCGUCUCCCUUUGCGAGUGCCAUUGCUGCGUACAGUUGAGCGCUCCGAAGCCGUUCAACAGUGCUCCGUUCCGUUCUGUUGUAUAUACCAUACGUCGGUUCCAGCCAAUCAAAUGUUAAGGAUGAAUAAGAAUUAUACACGAGUGCUGAAUCAA
Molecule: messenger RNA, 1658 nt
Organism: Mycena citricolor
Lineage: Eukaryota; Fungi; Basidiomycota; Agaricomycetes; Agaricales; Mycenaceae
Source: the annotation of a GenBank genome assembly